Messenger RNA from Heterobilharzia americana, 2074 nucleotides. NCBI's taxonomy places the organism in Eukaryota, Metazoa, Platyhelminthes, Trematoda, Strigeidida, Schistosomatidae. The record is from the annotation of a GenBank genome assembly.
AAGGCACCCGGUCAAGCAUCCUCGCCAUUUGGCACGCUGUCGUGUUACGUUGCAUUGCUCGUAUUCGACUCUCUAGCCAGUUAGUUGGAACGCAUCGGUAUUUUGGCAUAACCAUCCAAAUAUACUAUUCCAUCCGACUACGCUAUCGUGUUCUUCCUUGGUCUCGUAUUCGUGGGUAUAUAACAAGUUCGAAUAAUUAGUGAUUGGUCUUUGCGUCUGUCAAGUUCGCACCAGGACAAAUCCUAAAUUGGUGAGCCCGACGUGAUCACCCGACGUGAUCACAUAUCCCGACCAAUAACAAGUAUUGAAUUGGUGAGCCUGUUCCAUUUUAUAUUUGUUUAUUGUUUUCAUUUCGAUAACAUUUAUAUAUCCAUUUACUACACUUUCUCAUGUCCGACCACACUCCCAAGCUUAUUCGUAUUAAGCCGACUACGAACACGAUCCAACUCGUGCCAUAUUGGCCAGACAAUGCAGAAACAUGGUUUCUGUAUGCCGAGGCAGAUUUUCGAGAACAGGGUGUCUCAGAUCCUCAUUCUCGAUUUCUUGCUGUCAUACGGUCACUACCGCGAGAAUUAAACAGGUAUGUUACAGCAAACAUGUUUAAUCCUGAAGUAAGUGACCCUUAUGCACUUCUAAAGGCCGCACUCUUGAAGAAAAGCGAUCUCACAGAUCGCCAACGUCUAGACGAAUUGCUUCGUAACAUCGAGCUAGGCAGCCACUCAGCUACUGAAGUCCUCGCACGCAUGCGAGAAGUAAUCGGUGCACGAACAUUUGACGAUGGUUUCUUCCGAGAACUAUUUCUCUCGAAACUACCACAACCGGUGCAAACCGUGUUGGUGACACUCCAGUCAGUCCCACUCGACGACCUGGCAGCCUCAGCAGAUAAAAUACUGGAGAUAUCCAGCAGACCAGUCUCCAACGUAUAUUCUAUCUGCGACAAAACAGAGCGCCAGGAUUCAGAGGUGACCAAGUUGUGCAACUCUGUGAAACGGUUGCUACGAUCUCGAAGUCCUAGAUCACGUAGCACUUCACGGAAACGCACCUUGGCGCAUCGCAGCAAGUCGCGUGGUAGCCCUAAAACGAAACCCAACAGGGUGGAAAACCCUGAAUGGUGCUGGUUUCAUAACACUUACGGGGAUGAAGCCAGAAAAUGUCGUAAACCAUGCCGUUUUAAGAAGGACCCGAACUCGGGAAACGGUCACGCCGGCACGUGCUCACGGCAACCGUAGCCGGCGGAAAAAGCCGUUUGCUCUACGUCACCGAUAUUAAAACGAAAGUCCGCUACCUCGUCGACACCGGCGCAGAAGUUAGCGUUCUUCCAGCAACGACAAAGGAGCGUCAUCUUGACCCAUCCUUCAAUCUUCAAGCAGCCAACGGCAAGGCAAUCGCGACAUUCGGGAGACGGUAUGCCUACCUCAACUUAGGUUUACGCAAACCUAUCCACUGGAUUUUCCUCCUGGCAGACGUCUCUAUGCCCAUCAUUGGCAUAGAUUUGCUAAACCAUUACGAUCUACUCGUAGAUGCUCGCCGUCGACGACUGAUAGAUAACAGCACAAAGUUAUCUAUUGGCGGCACCACCUAUGUAGGUCCGAGUUUAGCCAUCGUUAGGACUAAACAAUCAGACGACGCGUCCUACCAGGCAGUUCUGGAGAAAUAUCCAGAGUUACAGCAACCGAAGCACACUCUUCCGUGCAUAACCAGCAAUGUUAUGCAUCACGUCACAACCACAGGUCCACCUGUGGCAUCCAAAGCGCGCCGUCUAGCCCCCGAUAAGCUCCAAACGGCGAAAAAUGAAUUCGACCACAUGCUCGACCUGGGCAUUAUCAGACCGUCGAACAAUCCUUGGGCAUCGCCAUUGCACAUGGUUCCCAAAAGGAUAGCAGUGACUGGCGUCCAACCGGUGAUUACCGAAGGCUCAACGCCAAAACAACUCCGGACUCCUACCCGAUACAUCAAUACAAACCCUCGUAUACUUUGCCUUUUUAUAUCAAUUUUUAUUUACCAUGUAAUGAAAUUUUAAAAAAAACGGUAAAGAUAAGCGUAAAUUUUUAUUUUUCGAUAUGUUGAUAUAUAA